UGCAUGAGCUGAUGAUUUGAUGCUGGACGGACUAUCCAACUGCUUUCAAUUUAAGCGCCUCUAUUUGGGGACAAUAUGGCCGACAACGCCAAUUCUCCAAUCCUAAAAUUGAUGGUGCUGCAAAAGAAAUAAAAAGAGAAGGAGAAGAACAACUAGAAGCACGCCUAUUAGCAUGCCGGCCCAAUAGCAUGCGCGGCGCGCUAAUGAGAAUGGGGGGCCCUUCUCCAUUUCAGCCGAGGCCGGUCGGUCUGAAGGAUCUGGCCGUCUUUACACAGACACUUCACAACACGGUGGAGGCCUGUAUGGAGUGAUUGAGUGAGAGGUGUGGGGCUUCUCCUCAGGGGGUCCGUCUGACCCAACAUGGCCACAAAGCGCUCUGGCCCUCUCAGACCCAGCCCGGCCCCUCCCUUUCCGGGCCUGGUACGGUGCCUAUUCCACAGCACAAGGACAGAAAGCCUAGACGGAUCUGCUACACAAAGGCGUAUCCGCUGGCUGCCUGUGGUGAGGAAUCCCAGCGUGACCUCUACUGCAGUUGAAAACACUGAGGGGGAUCAGGGUGGACACAGGGAUGUGAAGUUGGCAGGUCGUGCGGGUUCAGAUUGGCCUGUUGACCCCUUUGCUCUCAGAUAACAGCAGCAGAGUCCAGCAGGCUUAUGAUCUCCGCGCUGCUACCCUACCGACCCGCGGUGUUCAGAGUGAGCGUCGGCGCCGAGCCGCUGCUGCAGCAACAUGGGUGUGAUCAGCGUGCAGCUGGUGGUGACCAUGGUAAUGGCCUGCGUGAUUCAGAAAAUUAUACCUCACUACUCCUUCGCCCGAUGGCUGCUUUGCAGUGGCAGUCUGCGCUGGUACCAGCAUCCCACGGAAGAGGAGCUGAGGAGCCUGGCUGGAAAGCACCAGAAGGGAGGGAAGAACAAGAAGGACAGGAAAUACAACGGGCACAUAGAAAACAAGCCGAUGACCAUCCCCAAGGACAUCGACCUUCAGCUGGAAACAAAAUCCAUUGCUGAAGUGGACACAUUAGCUCUGCACUACUUCCCUGAGUUUCAGUGGCUGGUGGACUUCACUGUGGCAGCGACAGCAGUGUACCUCAUCACCGAGCUGUAUUUCUGCAUGGCUGAGCCUAGCGGAGAGAUGAACAUCAGUGUUGUAUGGAGUCUGUUGGUGCUGGCCUUUGUCAUAAAGAUCCUCUUCUCCCUCACGGCUCAUUACUUCAAGCUGGAGGAAGGUGGGGAGCGCUCUCUCUGCAUCACCUUUGCCUUCUUCUUCUUUGUCAAAGCCAUGGCCAUCCUUAUCGUCACUGAGAACUACCUGGAGUUUGGACUUGAGACAGGUUUUGCAAAUUUCUCUGAAAGUGCUGUGCAGUUUCUGGAGAAUCAAGGCCUUGAAUCCCAGGGCCCUAUAUCCAAACUGACCUUUAAGCUGAUUCUGGCUCUGCUCUGCUCUCUGAUUGGAGCGUUCCUCACCUUCCCAGGUCUGCGGUUGGCCCAGAUGCAUCUUGAUGCCCUCACACUGAACACUGGCAAAGUCACACAGACUUUGCUCCAUAUCAACUUCUUGGCCCCUCUUAUAAUGGUACUGCUGUGGGUGAAACCCAUUACCAAGGAUUACAUAAUGAAUCCCACCCUGGGGAAAGAAAGUGUGCCUUUAAUGUCAGAAAAGACGUACGACACACUACGUCUGUGGGCCAUCCUGCUGCUGUGUGCGCUGAGGCUAGCCAUGAUGCGCCAUCACCUGCAGGCCUACCUCAACCUGGCCAAGAAGGGCGUGGAGCAGAUGAAGAAGGAAGCAGGGCGUAUCAGCACGGUGGAGCUGCAGAAAAUGGUCGCUCGUGUCUUUUACUACCUAUGUGUGAUAGCUCUUCAGUAUGUGGCACCCCUGGUGAUGCUGCUGCAUACGACUUUGCUGCUAAAAACGUUAGGUGGACAUUCCUGGGGCAUUUACCUGGAAGAAAGUUCUCCUUGUGAACUCAUGAACGAGGACUCUCAAGCCGCCACGGUGGCGCAAGGAGAGGCACAAGCCACGCAAACGGUUGCCCAACUGUCUGUGGCUUUGGGGGGGCUGAGGACCGUUUUCACCCCUUUGCUCUUUCGAGGCAUCCUCUCCUUUCUCACCUGGUGGAUAGCCGCCUGCCUGUUCUCUACAUCCCUCUUCGGCCUGUUUUACCACCAGUACCUGAUGGCGGCGUAGUGGUUGGCGAGGUGCGGGGUGCCUCAGGGGCCACUGCGAAACGGCCAGUGCUAUUGCAGAUACGGGACUGCACAGCUCGAGGCCCGGGAACUCCAUCCCACAUCUCUGUCUUACUGUCUUACGACCAUAUCAGAGUUCCACUCUUUACGGGCUUCCUCCAUGGACAUGUUUUUUUUUUUUUUUUAGGUUUUUGGUCCUUUAACGCUCAAGGUCAAGUUCGGUCAGCUGUAACAAACAAUAAGAAUAAUAAUGGUAAUAAUAACAAUGAGUAUUGUGUUGAGAAGGGUGAAUUUUAGGUGUUAAAGGUGUAUACUGAUAUAUCAGAACGAAAGGCAUCCUUGAAAAUCCUUGGAAAGCAGUGGAUUGUUUUUAUAAGCCUUUUUUUUUCUUUGUCUUUUUCUCUUUUACACACUGAGGGAACGUGCAUUUAACAUGCAUUGCUAAUGAUUAUUUGAGAUGCUGUAUUUUUUAGAGCUGAGCUUAUUCUGAUUGGACGAUUGACUGACGAUUGACUGACGAAUGUAUGUAUGUAUGUAUGAAUGGGCAAAAACAAAGGCAUAUAUAUAUAUAUAUAUUUGAUUUUUUUUUUUUUGUCUCUUAAUUUUUUUAAAGUCAGUUUUUACAUUGGCCUCCUCUGAAGUAGAAACUUCUUGGCUGUGCUGUAGGAGGGGAAGCUCAAGCUCCAGUGAUGAUGUGGUGUAUUACAGGAGAGAAGGAGUGACAUGAGGGUUGUGUACUAAUGAAUUAAAUGUGUUUGUAUGUUUGUUUGUUUGGCCUGCAUUGCAUUGAAGGGGGCAAGUUCAUAACAGCAGGCCUCUCGGUAUGUCUGUAGCUGUAGAUUGAGAAUAAUUGAGCUCAUUUAACUGUAUGCAAACAAGAGUAUCUGUGCAUAUGUGUAUAUAUGUGCAAGCGAAAGAACGACUGAACGAGCGAAAGAGUGCGAUUGAGUGAACGAGUGUGUUAAGUAUAAAGACAUCAAUGCCUGCCGGCUGCAGCUGACCCCCGCUGCUGGCGGGCGUAAAUCUAAAUGGGCAUUUUGAACAAGAAAGGAGCGAUCUUGGGGAAAACGAUCUAAAAAAGAAAGAAAAAAGAAAAAGCACUGGCCUCUGCCGCUCUUCUCCGGCCCCUCCUUUAUCGUUUAACUGGUCAAACAUUUUGCUUUGAAUCCAGGGUCCGGCGUGAUCAAACGGGAGCCCGCGAGCGCGCUCCACAUGUUCCCGUGUCGGCCCUAUUGAUUUGCUGUCACAGAUCUAGUAUUCGGAUUGAUUUCCGUUUAGCUUUUUUAUAUUAAGGUGCCAAGUACGCUUGUAACCCCUAAUCUGUUGUGAGUGUAACAUCUGCUUGUGUCCAUUCUCAGCGAUCGCACCAUAUGGCCUGCUGUGAAUUCCGAGUGUUAGCACUCAGAUGUACUCUUCAUUGAGCGAGCAGUGGUGAGGGGGGUUGGGGGAAGGAUGGAAAGAAGGACGGACUGACAGGCGAAUGAGUGGAGGCAGGGACGGACGGACGGAUGGAUGGAUUGAUAGACUCGUGGCUUCUUCACUCACAAAGAGUUCAAUGCGUUUGUUGUACCUCUGCUCUGUGGCAGUGCAUGAAGCUGAAGUGUACUAAAUUUAAUGAAGCAUCGUUCUGUUUUAAAAAGAAAAGAAAAGAGAAAAAAAAAGGAAAAAGAAAAAGAGCAUGGGUUUUGCACUACAGCUCAUACAAGCAGCACACACACAAAAACACACAGGAUGCAUAUCGGUUUGUUUUUCAAAUGUUUUUGUUGUUUUUUUUUCUGUUUCAAUUUGUAUAAAAAAAUACUUCUUUUUUUUCUUUUCUUUUUGUUUGAGAGUGGAGUCUUCAUUGGCUCUUCACUCUUCUUCUUCUCCUCUCUCCACUAUGAACGCCAGGAGAGCGUGCACAAUAUGAAUGUAUCAAUCCUGCCUAAACGCUUUCAAUCUUUUUCUCUAAUUUUUUGCGGACAUAUUAUGAUUCACUGCUGUUGAUUCUUCAUCGAUUCGUUCUUCAGUUCUGGCGAUGA
Astyanax mexicanus (Mexican tetra) is the source of this 4207-nucleotide messenger RNA. RefSeq names its product transmembrane protein 161B (gene tmem161b). The coding region runs from base 730 to 2187 and encodes 485 amino acids. The transcript has 13 exons. NCBI's taxonomy places the organism in Eukaryota, Metazoa, Chordata, Actinopteri, Characiformes, Acestrorhamphidae. The record is from RefSeq and is a predicted model, not a curated record.